Punica granatum (pomegranate) is the source of this 2221-nucleotide messenger RNA. NCBI's taxonomy places the organism in Eukaryota, Viridiplantae, Streptophyta, Magnoliopsida, Myrtales, Lythraceae. The record is from RefSeq and is a predicted model, not a curated record.
UUUGCAUUAUUAUCCGUUACUGGACAGGGCUCGCGGCAAAAGUCAUAGCCAUCACUCCCUCCAUCACACUGGACUUUGCGAGCGUCACUCCGGCGACGCUUCUUCCUACUCCCCACCACUCCGAUCAACGUUGCUCCUCCUCCUCCUUGUCAUUCUCUGGCUCUUCAUUCCAGCCCCUCCUCCCUCUCUCCCUAUCAGCUCGUUUGUCAGGGCGACGCCGCUGGUCUACUUCCCAGCCUCCAACCCUUCUCUCUUGUUUGCAAGAGUGGCCAAGUGGGUUUCUAGAGGGGGGCUAGGGAGACGUAUGCCAGGUGUAUGAUGAAAUUACUAAGCCAGGCACUGCCCUCACUCCUCAUCCACCUUCACCUUGCUGGUGAUGUCCCCGGUGGUUCACCAGUCACUGGCCUCCACCUUGCCGGCGAACAUUCUCCUCCCCAUAUUGACGGCCUCCUCUUCUCUCUUCUCAACCAGUGAUCGACUCUUCACUGUCUAUGCAUCAGAAUCCUUGAGCUAACCCAAGUGACACCUCUGAUGUUGAGCUCCUUUAUCUUCUCCUCCUCCUCCUCCUCCAUGAGCUUCAUGGUCUAACUCUGCUGUCUCAGUUCACGGAGUCUAUUGCACUCUCACAGAGAAACCUCAACCACGGUCCACACAGCUGAAAGAGUUGAGAUUGGGAGACACAGCUGAGCUGGGAGGAAAAUGUUCCUCCAAGCUUUCACACCAAAGUAUAUCCCUGCGCCACUUCCUUUGUCCCAGAUCUGUCUGCACCACCCAAAGCUCACCCGACACAGCUCGAGACUUCUUCCAAGCCGUGCUGCUGCUGCCUGCACUAAAUCUUCUUCUGAAGCAGCACCGAAUGCUGAUGAGCCUAUUGAAGGUGACGACCUUGCAGAGCCGAGAACUCUUCGAAUGACAAAGCCGAGGAAGGCUCGAAGGGGUCGCAGGAGCGAAGCUGCUGCUGUGGAAGACUUUGUCAGGGACUCCCUCGAUCAAACAUUUGCAUCGAUUCGGAAGCAGAGCCCGGAGGUUUUUGAGAAUUACAAGGAAGAUGCAAUUCUAAAAAACAGGAAGGGAAGAGCUGAAGAUGACGAUGAUGAUUGUGACGGUGAUGAAAAUGAUGAUGAAAGAGAGAAAGAGUUUGUAGUUGAGGAGGAAAGUAUGAGUUGGCCCGUUGAUGCUGACGUGGGUUGGGGAAUAAGAGCAUCAGAGUAUUUUGAGCAACACCCUAUCAGGAAUGUCGUUGGGGAAGGCGGUGCUGAGAUUGACUGGGAAGGAGAAGUAGAGGAUAGUUGGGUUAAGGAGAUCAAUUGUCUGGAAUGGGAGAGCUUCGCUUUCCAUCCAAGCCCAUUGAUUGUCCUUGUGUUUGAGAGAUACAACAGGUUUUUAAGGGCUUCAGAGAAUUGGAAAGCUUUGAAGGAACUUGAGAGUGCUAUUAAAGUUUACUGGAAGUGUAAAGAUCGACUACCCCCUCGGGCUAUAAAAAUAGACAUUAACAUUGAGAGAGAUUUGGCAUAUGCUCUUAAAGUUAAAAAUUGCCCACAAGUUCUGUUCUUACGAGGAAACAAAAUCUUAUACCGGGAGAAAGAGUUCCGAACUGCCGAUGAGUUGAUUCAGAUGAUCGCGCACUUCUAUUAUAAUGCGAAGAAGCCUUCAUGGGUCAAGGAUACAGCUCUAAACCCUGCUUACAAAUUCUAAUUCUGAGAUGUGCCCUUGCAGUUUGGAGGACGCAUGAGCUUCACAAAAUUGACAUAUGGUGAAAUAACAAAAGGUUAGUCUUUUCUUACUCCGUACCAGCUUUCCUGUAAGGUAGACCACAUGGAAGGUUAAGCAUGGUGAAGAAAUAGACUCUGAGUCAGAUACUUUCCUAUUUGGUUUUUUUGGUAUCUGAAAUCAUCUCAUGUAUAGUAAGUUGCUUAUGGGAAGAGAUUCAUGUCAAAACGGGCGAGGGAAGAUGCAAGGAGAGAUUUGUUUGGAGGAUAUAUUUGACAAGAUAUAUGGCCAUCUUAUUGUAAACUGAUACUGGUUGUAUUGUGGAGCGGAGGUUGGGGCUGGGAACAAGGGAAAGUCGAAUAAAUUGGGGCUAUAUGCAAGUUGACCAGAAUAUCGGGUAGUACUUAUAAUUAAUAUUGUUCUGUGAAAAAUAUUGGAUUCUUUGGUAUGUUUGACCCUGUUCUUAAACUUUGAUUUGUUAACUGAUAAAGGCAAGGUGAGGUUACAAUCA